Corticium candelabrum is the source of this 1484-nucleotide messenger RNA. Its product is annotated as protein asteroid homolog 1-like. Gene Ontology annotation, molecular function: nuclease activity. The coding region runs from base 181 to 813 and encodes 210 amino acids. The record is from RefSeq and is a predicted model, not a curated record. NCBI's taxonomy places the organism in Eukaryota, Metazoa, Porifera, Homoscleromorpha, Homosclerophorida, Plakinidae. The transcript has 2 exons.
ACGAGACCUAUACGGGAACUAAACCUACAGCAAGACUGCACAUCCUGUGAGGACAGUCACACGCGCCUCGUUAUCUUGUGUUGCUCAUUCUUGUAUAGUGUACUGUGCACGUUCCUAGCUUGGAGUAGAAUCUGAUCAGUUGUCGUGUUUACCAGCAGCUGCAGUGUGUAUUUACGAAUCAUGGGUAUUCGUGGAUUGACGUCGUUUAUGAAAGGCAUUCGUGCCGUUUGGACAUCGACGUGCUUGUCCAGUACCAAAUUGGUAAUCGAUGGAAACAACCUGCUCUUCCAUCUUUACAUUUCCUCAGGACUGGACAUGCAAUGUGGCGGUCAGUACUUAGAGUAUUACCAACUCAUCAGAGUAUUUUUCUCAACCCUGAAGAAACAUCACAUAGAAGCGGUUGUAGUUCUGGAUGGAGUUGAUGAAGGUGACUUGAAGCUUCCAACUCGGAGAAAGCGAGCUAAUGAAAAGAUAGGAAAAGCUCAAACCUUUGACUGUGUUCCUCCUCUCUUCAUAGAGCAAGUUUUUUUCCAGGCAGCAGCUGAUUCUGACGUUGAGCUUAAGAUGUGUGAUUAUGAAGGAGACACAGUCGCUGCUCAAUUGGCAAACAGUUUAUGCUGUCCAGUGCUAUCUAAUGACAGCGACUUCUACAUAUUAGACAUACGUCUGGGUCUGAUUCCUAUAAACACAUUCGAAUGGCAGCAGAAUGGAGGACCGAUACGUUGCCAGUCGUAUCAUCGAGAUGCUUUUCUUCGUCAUAUCAAUCUGUCAGAUGAGUUUCUACCACUUUUGGCUGUUCUGAUUGCAGUGUGAGAAUUAUUGAUGGCAGUGCUUUUCCAGACUGGGUGAUCAAGUCAUUCAAGGCCGUGAGAUUUUCCAAGAUUGCCGUCCAAGCUGCCAGCUGUGGUCGAAUAAUGAUGCAUGUCCAAAUGGAGGACAUGAAGAGGCCUAGUGCCCACUCAUGCUCAUGUCCUAUAAGACAAAUUAUGUAUGCAAUCCUUUUUAAAGGAACUGCAUAUAGUCAAUCUAAAGUGAUUGAAAUUGGCAGGGCAGAUGGAGCUGUUGCAUUGAAAGAUUAUGAAAUAGAAAUCCCGGUUUUAAGUAAUGUCUGCAGUAUUGCUGAGAUCGAGUCAAUGAAUUACAAAGAAAAACUUGAUAUUCUUCUAUCUUUAGCUGCAGGGUGUGAUCUUAAUGAAUUUCAAAAAUUAGAUGUAAAUUUGAGGCUUCCCACAGUAGCUCUCUACUAUUGGUCUCAUUUGGCAACACAUCAAGUGUCACACAAGGCUAUUUAUGCUGCCAUUUUCUCUUUUAUUGUCUGUUAUUUGAAAUUUAAUCAACUUGUUGAACAGAAACGUUACUGUUUGGAUAUGCCUUCCUCACCAAUGAAAGAGAAAUGUAAGCAAUGGGACUUACGACUUGGUCAUCAUUUUGCUGAAUUUCAAAGCAUAUUGUAUUAUAUCAUGAUUCUAAACUCUGUGUUGGAU